Carassius carassius (crucian carp) is the source of this 1799-nucleotide messenger RNA. RefSeq names its product acidic mammalian chitinase-like. Lineage: Eukaryota; Metazoa; Chordata; Actinopteri; Cypriniformes; Cyprinidae. The record is from RefSeq and is a predicted model, not a curated record. The transcript has 11 exons. Gene Ontology annotation, biological process: carbohydrate metabolic process; chitin catabolic process. Bases 112 to 1545 code for a protein of 477 amino acids. Gene Ontology annotation, cellular component: extracellular region. Gene Ontology annotation, molecular function: chitinase activity; chitin binding.
AUAUUAUGCAGGGAGUUAUGUGUGUCAGGGGUUAGUCUAUAUAAACAAUAACUUCUGUUAUUCAAACAGAAGUGGCAGACAGAGUUUCUUGAUUGAUACGACCAUCACAUUAUGAUGACCAAGCUCAUUUUUCUAGCUGGCUUUUCCCUGGCACUGUGUCACUUUGGAUGGGCCUCCCAACUCGCAUGCUACUUCACAAAUUGGUCUCAGUACAGACCUGACGCUGGAAAGUACCUGCCAGAAAAUGUGGAUCCACAUCUGUGCACCCAUUUAAUUUAUGCUUUUUCCAUAAUUAAUCAGACAAAUGAGUUGAUCACGUACGAAUGGAAUGAUGAAACUCUCUACAAAUCUUUCAAUGGACUAAAGGAAAAAAAUUCCAACCUGAAAACUCUCUUGGCUGUCGGAGGAUGGAAGUUUGGCACAGCUCAGUUUACUAUCAUUGUGUCCACAUCAGCAAACCGGCAGACGUUUAUUCAGUCCUCCAUCACAUUUCUGAGGAAACAUGGCUUUGAUGGUCUGGAUCUGGACUGGGAGUAUCCGGGUUCUCGUGGAAGUCCUCCAGAAGACAAGCAAAGGUUCACUCUGCUCUGUAAGGAGCUCUUGGAAGCUUAUAAGGCAGAGGGUGCUGCCACUGGACGCCCCAGACUCAUGCUUUCUGCGGCAGUGGCUGCUGGGAAAGGAACCAUUGAUGCUGGUUAUGAAAUUGCAGAAAUCGCCAAGUAUUUGGACUUCAUUAAUGUGAUGACCUAUGACUUCCAUGGCUCAUGGGAAACUGUCACUGGGCACAACAGUCCUCUGUACCGUGGCUCUGGGGAAACAGGAGACAACAUCUACUUCAAUACUGAUUUUGCAAUGAGAUACUGGAGAGAUCAGGGUGCCCCUGUGGAGAAGCUGAGGAUGGGGUUUGCAACAUAUGGAAGAACAUUUCACUUGGCGUCUGCAGCCAGUGGAGUUGGAGCUCCAGCUAGUGGUCCUGGAUCAGCUGGAAAGUACACCAGAGAGUCAGGAUUCUGGUCCUAUUAUGAGGUCUGUCCUUUCCUUCAAGGAACCACUGUGCAGUGGAUUAAUGAUCAGAAAGUUCCUUAUGCAACCAAGGGUCAGGACUGGGUGGGAUUUGACUCCAAAAAAAGUUUUGAGACUAAAGUGAACUAUCUAAAUGAGAAAAAGUUUGGAGGAGCUUUCGUCUGGACUCUGGAUCUUGAUGACUUUACAGGACAGUUCUGUGGGCAGGGCAAAUACCCUCUCAUUGGACAGCUCCGUACACUUCUUAAUAAUGAUAUUCAACCGGUCUCUCAAAAUACAGCACAAGAGCCUGGUAAGACCUCAGUAAUAGCAUCUAUUGCCAUAUUUCAAUCCACAAGCCCUCCUGUUGUCCCGACAGCUCUGUCAGAGUUCUGUGUAGGCAAACCAGACAGGUUAUAUGUAAACGCAGAUGACCGGACGACCUUCAUUCAGUGUUCUUAUGGCAGGACCUUUGUUCAGAAAUGCCCUUCAAACCUAGUCUACAAUCCCAAAUGCACGUGCUGUGACUGGCCUUGGAAUUAACCUUGUGUUGUCACUGUUCCACCCCUGCAAAGAAGUCAUGUGGAAUUUUGGGUAUUUUUUUUAUAACUAUUUGCAGCCAGUAGUGGCUUCAUACUUUACCUUUAAGUACUGUGAUCAUGUCUUCCAGUUUAACAGACAGUCGAUGAUAUAAUACUCCUUUCUUAAAAUAAUAAUAUGGUACAUUUUGUUGUGUCUUAAAAGGGAGCUCAGCCUGUCUAAUAUGUCUGAAUAAAACUAACCUGAUUAAGCAUCAA